Molecule: messenger RNA, 852 nt
Organism: Rhodamnia argentea
Lineage: Eukaryota; Viridiplantae; Streptophyta; Magnoliopsida; Myrtales; Myrtaceae
Product: probable WRKY transcription factor 51
Exons: 3
Coding region: 140-709 (189 amino acids)
Biological process (GO): regulation of DNA-templated transcription
Molecular function (GO): sequence-specific DNA binding; DNA-binding transcription factor activity
Source: RefSeq, a predicted model, not a curated record
UUUCCUUUUUUUUCUUUAGGAGCUUCUUUUGAUCAAGAUCUUGAAUCAACACCCAUUGCCUCCUUUUGAACUCUCUCUCUCUCUCUCUCUCUCUCUCUCUCUCUCUCUCUCUCUCUCUUUCUCUCUCAUAUCUGUGACCAUGAACGGCCCUGAAAACCCUAACCCUAAUUACACUUGCUUCGAAGAGACGGUCAAUCUGUCGGAGUUCCAAUUAUCGGACUAUCUCCUUCUUGAAGACGGUUUCAAGGAAGACUUGUCGGCGAAAAUGACUGCUAAUUCCGAGGAGAAUUCCGGGGGCAGCUCCAACGGAUUCGCUCAUCACGAAGACGGCGAGAGAAGAAACAGUAACAUAAGAUGCAAAAGAGGGAAGAACAAGUUAGAUACUGGAAUUAGGGUCGCAUUCAGGACCAAAUCGGAGCUCGAGGUCAUGGAUGACGGAUUCAAAUGGCGAAAGUAUGGGAAGAAAUCAGUCAAGAACAGCCCUAACCCUAGGAAUUACUAUAAGUGCUCAAGUGGAGGGUGCCACGUGAAGAAGAGGGUGGAGAGAGACAGGGACGACUCGAGCUACGUUAUAACGACAUAUGAGGGCGUCCACAAUCACGAGAGCCCAUGUCUUGCGUACUACAACUACAGGCAGACGAGGCCCACCGUGGACGCCGUCGUUUCCGGCGGUUGGGAUCCGCAGGCUCCUCCACACUAUUCCAGCUGAUCUCCCUCCUCAGGCAGAGGCCUUCAAAGUCCUCCUUUGCCGUACUUAAAUUACUCUCGACACGUAUUGUACUCGCACAAGAGGCUCACAUGGGUAACGUCGUCUCUCAAUGAGUAUUAAUGUUCGAAUUUUCUUUGCCAUGA